AUCAAUGUAAUUGAGGCCACUUUAACAGGGUUUAUUAGGCUACACAUGCUCCGACUAUGUAGUCCGUUUCACCCCCGCCCAAUUAUAUUACAGUGUAACCAGCCAGCAACAGUAGAGACAGAAACCCCUGAAUCGUGGCAGAUUUGCCAAAACUGAUGCGAUUCGGGAAAGGAAGGGUGGGAGACGUCUGGGCGGGGAGUAUCCCACCAAGCGCAUAAUCUGGCAGCACUUGGAACGGUGCAUUUUCAUCAUCGGAUGAUCGUUAGGCCUAAAUUUAAUUUCGUUACAAAUUUAUUUUCUCUCUUCCAUUUGGCUUCAUUUUCUAUUGGGUUGCAUGCCUAUAAUGUAGGCUAUAGCCUUACUUGCGUGCGUCCAGUUCCAAUCUUACUGCGCAAAACAGAUGUCAUAUUAGGGCAAGGACUACUCCAGCUAAAUAAACGGAUCAUCCAGGAGUUAUGAAUAUCUAUUUUGCAAUAUUUGCAUUCAUGGCACCUGUUGUUAUUGUUAUGAUAACAGUAGGGGUAUCAUGUGUAAUUCAUCGAAGGAGACACAGUCGGAUUGAACGCUCGCUUCAAUGAUGGACGCUCUGGUUCGAUCACCAUCAGUCUCAGACAACAUGGCACAGCCCACACCCCUGGAAGCCUCCCUGGGAGCCCUCAUCAUGGCAUUCCACAAGCACUCUGGCAGUGGAGAUGCUAAGACCCUCAGCAAGAAAGAGCUAACCAACCUCAUCAAGGCGGAACUGCCCUACAUCACUGGGAAGGGUGGUCCUGACGUGGGUGAGCUGAUGACAAUGCUAGACCAUGACGGUGAUGGCGCUGUGGACUUCAAGGAGUACAUCACCCUGAUUUAAUCCCUUGCCUGCAUGUCCAACUGCUUCCUGGAAGGGAAAAUGUGAUUGCAUGUCAUGUAAAGACCUGCCUGCUUCUAUCUGCGUUCUACAGUGUAUUGCAUUAGGCCUACAUGUCACAUUAAUAUAGUCUCAUAUCUCAUUGAGUAAAUUGGAUACAUGCCUUCCUCCCUGUGUCCACAAGCAUGCCCAUAUGCACACAUAGACACAAGGGUUGCAUAACUCUGCAACAAUUAUAAGACUGAUGCUCAAAUACAUGCACCCCCAUGGAUUAUCUUGUCAGAAAGUAGCUCAGUUGGUAGUGCAUGGUGCUUGCAACGCCAGGGUAGUGGGAUUGAUUCCUGGUAUCAUCGGUACGUAAAAUGUAUGCAUGACUGUAAAUCGCUUUGGAAAAAAGCGUCUGCUAAAUUAGAUAUAUUAUUAUAUUAAGAGCUAAAGAAUGCUGCUAAACAGAGCAUGUGAGAUAGUAAACAGGGUGUGUAGGCUAUGUGUAGGCCAAUGUAUUUACUGUGUUUACAGUAAUUAAAUCUGUCUGUAUGGAAUUAUUGAUAUGUUUUGUCAUUGCUGCUAAUAAAUGGGCAAAAGACCCAACCAAA
Coregonus clupeaformis (lake whitefish) is the source of this 1446-nucleotide messenger RNA. Its product is annotated as protein S100-A1. Lineage: Eukaryota; Metazoa; Chordata; Actinopteri; Salmoniformes; Salmonidae. The coding region runs from base 575 to 853 and encodes 92 amino acids. The transcript is spliced from 3 exons. Gene Ontology annotation, molecular function: transition metal ion binding; calcium ion binding. The record is from RefSeq and is a predicted model, not a curated record.